GCUUUCUACUAUCUGUUGCCGUCUCUGUGGUGUCAGUGUAGUAGUAGCUGUAGGACCUGCCUUGAAGUUCAGGGACUUUUAACGCCGACCGAAGAGAGACUCGUGCACAGACCGGGACAGACAGUCAGCCCGCCUGCUCUGCGCAUCCGUCCGUCUGGCUGCACUUCACCUGAGAGCCACUUCACUGUCUUUAAACACACCAUGGAUUCCUGGACAGCCACCUUUGCUCUUCUUCUUGCUGGGGUUAUUUCUUCUGCGGCUUUUAGUGUUUUCGACACCGAGUGUUAUACUGCCAACGGAGAGGACUACAGGGGCUUCCAGAAUCAGACCAGCCUGCAUGGUGGUAAACCAUGCCUGUUCUGGAAUGAGACUUUCCAGCACCCUUACAACACUCUCAAAUAUCCCAAUGGAGAGGGGGGUCUGGGCAGCCACAACUACUGCAGGAAUCCUGAUGGGGACGUUCAGCCGUGGUGCUACAUUGCAGAUCACGAGGACGGGAUCUACUGGAGAUACUGCGACAUCCCUACAUGCAAGAUGCCUGGGAACUUGGGCUGCUUCAGAGACAGCGGUGACCCGCCCACUCUGUCCGGUACCAGCGAGACCUCCAACAAACUCACCAUUCAGAACUGCAUUAGCUUCUGUAGGAAGCAGAGAUACAAGCUCGCCGGCAUGGAGUCAGGAUAUGCUUGUUUCUGUGGCAACGAAGUGGAACAGCGUGACCACGGCGAGUCGUCUAGCAUGGAGUGUAACCAUGUUUGCUUCGGCGAACACACACAGCCCUGCGGUGGAGACGGCUGGGUCAUCAUCUUUGACACACGUGUGGGGGCCUGUGGUGGAAACUACUCCGCUCCAUCCGGAGUGAUCUACUCCCCUGAUUUCCCCGACAAGUACGGGGCUGGCCGAGUUUGUUACUGGACCAUCCAUGUCCCUGGAUCCUACGCCAUCCUCUUCAAUUUCACUUUCUUUGAAAUCUCCGACCAGACGGACAUGGUGGAGCUCCUUGACGGCAACAACAACCAGGUGUUGGCGCGCUUCGACUGGCGCAGCCCUCCGAGGGAGCUAGUCAAUGUCACAGGCGACUUUGUCAUUCUGUACUUUUACUCUGACCGCACCAACCAGGCCCAGGGAUUUGCUCUGCUUUACCAAGCACUGAGAAGCCAAGACACUAGAACAAUGGAGGCUGAAGGAGAUGAGGAUGAAGCAGAGGACGUCUCGAGCACGGCAGGGCCGCAGCUAGCUGGCGGCGUCACAGAGAGAUCCAACAGCACCUCUAACGGACGUUCCUCCCAGAUCCUCUACGUGAUCACGUCCAGCCCCGGUAAACCGGAGCACAACAUGCCAGGUCAGUGGGCUGGACGCGGCGAGACCAUCGGCCACAGCGCUAUGUGGACCAUUUACGCUCUGGCUGCUCUCCUCAUUCUGACAGUCAUAGCCAUGGUGGCGAAGCUGCUGCUCCAUAUGACGGUCAAGUCUCAGAACAUCCCAACAGUGAGCAGUUCAGACAGCUGCAGUCAGAGCAACGCGUCCUCUGAGCCCUGGAUUAUCCUGUACCGACCCUCCACCAUCUCCCUCUUCAAGAAGAAGCUAAAGAACCACCACGGCGACCUCAGCCCCCUGGUAGGCAACUAGCGCUACGCUGCGCACCGCCACUAACCAAACGCCACCGCCAAACACAACUACUAUGUACGAUGGCCGUCAGGAGCCAAGCCCUCAGACAAUGAAACUAUACGAGGCGCUACGCCAACACGAACAACUGAGUGGCGAAUAACAAGUGACUGCUAAGAAAUAGCCUUUGGGCCCAAGUGGCCAGGCCCUCCCAUCCUGCUCAGCACCAAAGAGGAGCGGGACAGGCAGGGCUGUCACUGACCUGAGUGUGGGAGCCAAAGAGGAUGCAGUGACAAAGUUACAAGGAAGAAAGCGAGGCUCCAUUUCCAUCGCCAAUGGAUGUCCAUUACAGUCAGCAUACCUCCUGAAAGCCUUCCAGACUGCAGGCUCACUAGAGAAAACACAAGCAGAUUAGAUGGGUGCAGAUUACCGGCUAACUGCUCUGUCAGUGCGCAGUUUGGGAAACAGGGAGGUAAACCUCUUCCCAGUUCUUCAGAGUCACAACCUUCAUCACAUGGACGACUCACAGCCAGAAACCAGAAUCCUCCCAUCCCAGAGUUAUAUAUUUAUUUGUCUUUUUGAGUCCAUAUGCAAAGUGCUAAUGUUUCCUUUUUGUUGUGCUUUACGUGACAACUAGCUUUCUGAGAAGAGGGAAACUGGAUACAGAAACACCAUGCGGAAGGUAGAUAUCACAGCACUUUGGGGAUGAAUCACUCGCCAUAAAAAUGAAAAGAUCACAGAGCACUCGCCCACUCAGCGCUCAUGAGGAUUUGCGUGUAGAGAUAACUAGCGUUGUUCCCCUUGAGUGGGGGUUGGGUGGUGCAGUUUGCAGACAAACUGCCAUUUAGGGAGGCUUGGGAAGAUCUGAGGGCUUUUUUUGCUCGGUUGUGGGUGGGAGUCUUUCCGGUUUGAUGAUGUUCAAGUGCCUUAAGGAUCUCCUCUUCCCUUGUCUGAGAUGCAUUACAUCUGUUUCGUUCAUGGGGUCCCUCACUCGAAUCUCUAUAAUCGGCGUGGAUGUGAAGAGUUUCAUUUCAAAAUAGGAUUUCCACCACUUAAAUGUAAAGUUUAAAGAAAAAAUGCUACAUCUUGUACAGUGAUUGAAAGCAUUAAGUCUUUCUAAAAAUAUUCCACUCAACUGAAAACCUCUCCAGAUAUUUUACAUUUUUACUACAUGAUGGACAUGAGGAUAUUUUUCAAAAUCAACACAAAGCCUUUUAGGAUAGAACUCUUCAUUUAGAAAGGACAAGGCUUUAAAAAAAAAUGUGUUUCUAAUUUCUGUGUGUGCUCUUAUGUGUGGUCUUGGACAUUUACUGAACAUAUUGUUCUUAUUAAGUUGUCUUUUGAUUACAGGGGGGGGGGGUGAAUAUUGUUGUAUAUUAUGUAAAUCAGUGAUGAUAUUUAUGUCCACUUUCAUUUUGUGUCUCGUCAAGGCAUUUGAAAAAGUACUUUCUUGUCAACUUCUCCUAAAGAUAUAGGAUCAUGUUUUUAUCCCCUUUCAAAGCGGUACAUUUCUUAAAUUCUAUAAGACUAAGAUUAAGAUCAACUUUUAUUAAAAAGGAAAAAAAAAUCACUUUAAAAUUAUUUUUUUUAAGAAUACACACAUGCACAAACGGGACCCAUAGACUAUAGAGUAGGUGGCCGGUGCAGGUUGGCAGUUGGCGGUUUGGUGCCAUGCUCAACACCUCAGCAGCGCCCAGAAGGCGAACUGGCACCUCUCCAGCUGCCAUUCUACACUCCGUAAUUUUGGUACAAUCGGGACUUGAACCUGCAACCCUUCAGUUCCAAAGCCAAGUCACUACUGUCACCCAGGAUUCUGCAUUGACCCAUCCUAGUAUUAGGGGUAGUGGGCAGCCAUUAUGGUGUAGUGUAGGGGACGGUGUUUUGUUCAGGGACACCUUGGUAGUACUUAUGCGAUCUGGGACUUGAAUCGGUUACCUUCCGGUUCCCAUGCCAUGCUUGAUAUCAAUCCAAAAAAUGUUAACGCAAACAAUAUACCCCGACAGAAAUAUAACCAAAAGCCCACUGUGCACCAGCUGUCAGCAGGUUCGUAGCUGUCAGGGUUUUCUGUUUGACAGUUAAACUCCUUGUGAAAGGUCAAAUGUGCAAGCUUGCCAUCGGCAUAGAUAUGAUAGUCACCCCAAUCAUUCUCUGACAGGAUAGAUAAAAAUGAUGUUUGAAACCUCAGCGCACUUACAUUUGCUUCGACUUGAGAUGAAAUAGUACUUAAAAAGUUUUGCAUUCAGUUCCAGUGAAAAAAUACUUGAGCACUUGAGACAAAACGAGACACGAUGCAGCAUCACAGGGACAUUCAAGUCCAAAUAUUUACAGUUUUCCAAGAAUCUGACAACAUCUGAAGCCUUUAGAAAAAGAACCCUUUUCUUUUGUCAAUCAGAAGUUUUUAAAAAUGUGACUCGGUGCUAUAUUCUGCCUGUCUGCUCAACUGUAACUCAUGUUAAUUAUUGCAAGACAAGAACACAUGCCCCUGGGUCUGUGAUGUUCAGAGCAGACCAUGCGUACAGAGAGGGAGAAAAAAAGAGCUGUAGAUGUGAGAGCGAUGGGAAAUUAAUGUGCGUUCUCAUCAAACACAAGCUAACGGAAUCUGACAGUUAAAAUCUAACAAGGGCAUAUCUGUUUGGAUAGCCUGGUGAAUUAUGCAAACUCCCAUCCUCCAGUCAAUCGGAAAAUUCCACGCUUUCUUCUGAGCGGUGGAAAUUGUCUUUUCCCAAAUUGUCCUUGACGUGAAUGUCCUGUAGUGCUCGAUGACAUGAAUACAUCACCGGAAGCCCUGUGGGAAAUAAUCUAGAGGGGCCAAAACAUUGUUUUCAUGAAAUUGUAAAUAGCAAAAAAAACGUGAAAAGUUUAAUUUAUACAGUAAAUUAUUGUUAUUUUGUAUGUGAAUGGGAUAUCAUCUAUCUUUUUUAUAAGUGAAGUAUCUUUGUAGUUUUAUUUAAUGUGUCCUGGUUGCAAAAUAAACACUGUAUGCAUGUUUUUUAA
Eleginops maclovinus (Patagonian blennie) is the source of this 4599-nucleotide messenger RNA. RefSeq names its product kringle containing transmembrane protein 1 (gene kremen1). Gene Ontology annotation, biological process: multicellular organism development. NCBI's taxonomy places the organism in Eukaryota, Metazoa, Chordata, Actinopteri, Perciformes, Eleginopidae. The coding region runs from base 202 to 1629 and encodes 475 amino acids. Gene Ontology annotation, cellular component: plasma membrane. The transcript is spliced from 9 exons. The record is from RefSeq and is a predicted model, not a curated record.